GAAGGUGAUUCUAGCUAGAGGGCUAAAUUAUUUCUUUUUUUGUGCUGCAUUCUUAUAGCUUGCUUGAAACAAGCUUCAGAAAAGUUUGGAGGGGAUGAGAAGCAGCCAAAGCUUCGUUUGAUUGCUGAUGAGAACAGUGGGGGUUUUCCAAAUGCAAAGAAUAAUGGAAUGACCAAUACACGUUGUGAAAGCAAGCGCGAAAUGAAAGCUCCAAGUUUGGUUUCUAGGCUCAUGGAUUUGGAAUCGAUGCCAGCAGGAUCAGGCAGUAAGCCCCAAAAGGCUUCAGCUUCUGAAACUUGGAGCAAUGUGGCAGACAAACUUGGUGCUCGACCUGGCGAAUCUGAUAAAGAAGAUAUGGAUUUUGAGGUGGCCGAAAUAAAGAGUUUAGAACUGGGUUUGCGAAGGUUUAGAGCUAAAUGUGCUCUCACUUAUCCUACUAGAUAUUUUUCUCCUUUGGAAGAUGAAGCAGAUUUAGUUGGGAAUUCACUUGAUCACCAUAGUUCAGGAUGUGUUCUUGAAGCUGCCUUUUUAACUGACAGCUACCUCUCCAGCAGUCCCAAUAGUAGCUCAAAGGACAAAGUGCUUGUUGAAUCAGUGGACUCUAUUGAUGAUGAACCACUCUUUCCAGAACCUGAUAGAGAUCUUUCGGAUUGUGAGACCUCAUUAUCCACCAGGAGGAGGAGUUGCAGAGAACUGAUCACAGACCAUUUUAUAACGUUUCUGGAGUGCUAAGCAAGAUUGAUCAGUUAAAAGGAAGAAAACUCAGUUAC
Molecule: messenger RNA, 770 nt
Organism: Capsicum annuum
Lineage: Eukaryota; Viridiplantae; Streptophyta; Magnoliopsida; Solanales; Solanaceae
Exons: 3
Coding region: 169-732 (187 amino acids)
Source: RefSeq, a predicted model, not a curated record